AUGCUUUAUGAUACUUUCGAUUCAUUGUUGAAGCAAUACGUGCAAGAUCAGGUUUCCAUAGGAUCCAACACCCAAGAAGGAGCAAUCUCUUCUCCGACAAAGUUCCAGAACUCCCCAUCAGAGCUGCAACAAUCACUGGAACCCCACCAGCCAACGAAGGCGUGGAUGGAAGAUUACUUACAGACUGAGCUGAACAGGUUCAAAAACUCUUUAGCAGUCGCUCAGGGGCCAGAUAAUAGCGAGAUCCAGAAACUGGUCGACAGCCUUGAGUUCGAGAAGAAGAAAACCCAACUUCUGGAAAAUAAAGUCGAAGAAGGCCGACAGCAACACCAAUUGUUGGAGGAGAAGCUCAGCCGGCUCGAGCAGAAGCUCGAUGGCGUCAGCACCACAACGGAAGAAAGGAUAGCCGCCAACAAAGGCCAGCCUGCUACCCCUACAACGUCUUCUGAGCAUAACCAGCUCAAGACAACAGUUGAAAUGCAGGGACGCACCAUAAACUUUAUCAGAAGUCAGUCUGAUCCGGCAAAGAUACAGAAGCUCCAGCAAGACACAGAAAACCUUGCAGACAGGCUUGCGAAAGGCAUUAAGGCUGUCAAGUCGCUCCAUGAGCAGAAUUCUGCUCUCAUUGAAAAGCAGGGAGAAAAGCAUAAAUCCUUAGAACACGACAUAUCAUCCUUACAAACUGCCUCUCGGAAUCAGGAUGUCAAGCAAAAAUCCCUAGGAAAGGACAUAACAUUGCUGCGAAGCACAUCUGAUAACCAGGGCGCAAAGCAAGCUUCUUUAGAAAAGGAAAUGCUGUCCUUGCAAAAAACCUCUGAAAGUCAAGAAGCAAAACAAAUGUCCUUUGAAAAAGAUAUUUCGCUUUUACAAUGCACAUGUCAAAGCCAGGGAGAACAGCAAAAGACCAUAGAUGGUGUCGUUUCUGGCAUAAAAUCAGCUGUAGAGAGUCUCUCACAAAAAGGGGAAUCUUUAGCUGAAGCUAUCACUUCUCUGCGAUCAUCCGUGGAACAAAUACAAGAGACCCAGGGGUCUCAGGAGGCGCGCCUGUCAACGCUUACCUCUCUAAAGUCUCUGACCAAGCAAGUUAAGGAACAGCAAAAGAAGACCAACAUUCUGCAGCAGAGCGUUGACACUCUACAGGCCAGUGCCGCCGACUGGUCAUUGCAAGACUUCCAAGACCUCAAGGCAAAAGUCCAGGGGUACCCGCCUGCAGGUGAAAUUCGACAGCUUCUUGCUGAAUUCCCCUCUCUUGUGGACACCAAGCGGCUGCUUGCCAAAUACCCGCCUCAUGGUGAUCUCGAGCGGUUACUUAAAGAAAUGCCCCCUCCUGGUGACAUAAAGCGUCUCCUGGGUGAAAGUCCAUCUCCUGCGGAUAUAAAACGCCGUCUUGAAGAACUACCACCGAGUGGGGAGCUUAACCAACUAGUUAGAGAUUUACCAAAGUUAAGGGAAUUCAUGUCGGAAGUCACUGCACGGUCUUCGAAACACUCUACGCCCACACCUACUCCUGCAUUCAUGACGAAGGACAUGACGUUGCAACUGAUCACUCCCAAGAUGGAUAGACUGGAAGAUGCAUUAAAACGUCGUUGUAUGGAGAUGAUCCAGAUAUCCUCUGGGUUAGUUGCCGAGACUGUUGACCAGGCAAAUGCCCGUACAUUGAAGUCAGAGGAAGCUAUCCAGGCACUUGAUGGACGUGUUACAGGUUUGAAACGAAGCGUGGAUGAGAACAAGAAGGAAUUCGAUGCGCAUGUCACAACGUCGAGGCGAAAUACGGAUGAAACAAAGAAGUUGGGCCAGCAAAUCAAAGAGUUGGAGCGGUCCGUCGGCGAAAACAAAAUAGAAAUGUAUGAGGUGGAAAACGACACAGCAAAACGCCUUGAGGAAGAGAGCACUGAACUUAAGUCAUUGAAGGGUAUGGUUGCUGUGAUGACCCAGGAUGUUGAAAAAGUGCGCAAGGACUCGAGGACUGGGAUCGAUGAUAUCCAGUUCCAGCUGGUCCAGAUGACAGACUGGGCGAAGAACUUCAGCUCCAAGCAAUGGCAUGACAGUGUCGCUCAACAAAUCGCUGCUUACGUGCCAGCUCAGUUUGCGGGACAAUUGGAUAGCCUGGCUACCAGGGUCAGCCAUCUUGAGACCCGAAGUCACGAUUCGCCAGAGGUCUCGAGCAAGAGACGCAAAGGAGCUAAUGGUAGCCCUCUGGUUGUUAACGGCCACCAUUGA
Messenger RNA from Fusarium musae, 2220 nucleotides. RefSeq lists its product as uncharacterized. The record is from RefSeq and is a predicted model, not a curated record. The transcript has a single exon. Lineage: Eukaryota; Fungi; Ascomycota; Sordariomycetes; Hypocreales; Nectriaceae. Bases 1 to 2220 code for a protein of 739 amino acids.